AUGCAGUCAUCAAACCUCGGGCUCGAUUUCCCACGCCUUCCAAUCCCUCAAAGCCGGGCUCCCUACCAACGAGCUUUGGCACCUCUGCUGCAGCUUCCCGCCAAGGGGGGAAUGGACGUUUCGACCCUCCUGAAUAGGAGAAAUCAUCCUGAAGGCAGCGACGAGCUGAGCCGAUUUCAGCAGUCGCUACAGAUGGACGGCGAAGCGUCAUAUGGUAUGGACCAAGGGCCAACUCUGGCUCACCACUCGCAAUCAAUCCAACAGUCUCAUGUGCUGCCAUAUAAUAUGAUGGCGGCCCCCCAGCAUAGCCCUCAACUGUACGCUCCGAGCAGCUGCAUGCCGGGGCAUGACAGCCAGACCACGGGUUCGGACGGGAACCUGGCGCCUGUUAAAGUAAAGAACGAGACAGCCACCAAGUCGUUUCCUUGCGGCACCUGCUCGAAAGGGUUUGCGCGACGCAGUGACCUUGCCAGGCACGAACGCAUUCAUAGCGGCGACAGGCCCCAUGUUUGCGAUCACCCAAAUUGCAACAAGUCAUUUAUACAACGGUCUGCCUUGACUGUGCAUCUCAGGGUCCACACAGGAGAGAAACCCCACUUGUGUGGGAACUGUGGAAAACCAUUUUCUGACUCCAGCUCUCUUGCACGGCACCGACGCACUCACUCGGGAAAGCGUCCCUACAAGUGUGAAUAUGCAAACUGUCAGAAGACCUUCACAAGACGGACGACCCUGACCAGGCAUCAGAAUUCUCACACGGGCACACUGGAGGAAGCAGCCGCAGAGGUCAAUGCGAAGUUGGCACCGGCGCUGCCUCAGAGUCAGUCCGUCUACGGGUCUACUUCAGCAGGCUCCUCGAGAAACUCAACAGCUUCGCCCGCAGAUAGAACCUUGUCAAUUUCACCCAAUUCAGAGCUUCCGCCUAUCGCCAUUGGCAUCCAGCGUCAGGGUUCAGACUAUGGAUUCUUGCCCCAAACUCAUUCCCUGCCCCCUCACAUGCGGUCUGACUUUGGGCAGAACUCCCCUCGCUCGACACCACCGUUGACUACCCAUUCUCUCCAGAACUAUACAAGUGCACCGCAGCAAAGACCUACCACAUCCCAUCCACCAGCAUAUGGUCCCCCUCAACCUCUAGAGCCUCCGGCCAAUGGCACCGCUAGCGGCAGUGCAUCUCCCCACUUGGGCGCUCUUGUAUGGGGUUCGCCGGGUAGUGGAACGUUGCCAACACCAUCCCCUCUGGACAACUAUGGCUAUCCGGAUCCUGCCUACGGCGGUCAUUCGCUCUAUUAUCCCGGAAGCGCCAUUCGGAGACCACAGAGUACUGAGCCAGAGGACUAUGGUCUUCGCCCUCGUCACGGUCACAUGUCCCACCCCGUUGCGAUACCCGGUGACUGGACUUCCAUGCCAUUGGCUCUCCAGGACAACCGACAGGAACGAUAUGUCAUGUAG
Molecule: messenger RNA, 1446 nt
Organism: Cladophialophora psammophila CBS 110553
Lineage: Eukaryota; Fungi; Ascomycota; Eurotiomycetes; Chaetothyriales; Herpotrichiellaceae
Exons: 3
Coding region: 1-1446 (481 amino acids)
Biological process (GO): regulation of transcription by RNA polymerase II
Cellular component (GO): PcG protein complex; transcription regulator complex
Molecular function (GO): DNA-binding transcription factor activity, RNA polymerase II-specific; RNA polymerase II cis-regulatory region sequence-specific DNA binding
Source: RefSeq, a predicted model, not a curated record